AUGUCGACAUUUAACGGGAUUAUCGAAGUCGACAGUUUCCGCAAGAAUCCGGAGAGACCUGCUCCGCUGGCAUGUUUUCUCAGCCAUGUUCACAGCGAUCAUCUCGCGGGGCUAGAGUCCCUGAGGGCGCCGUUUAUCUACUGCUCAACGGCCACCAGAGAAGUUCCAACGGAGAUUGAGCUUAUGCCUGGAAAUACCAUAAAGGUUACCUUAUUCGAUGCUAACCAUUGCCCUGGCUCCGUCAUGUUUCUGAUAGAAGGCGCUGGUAAGGCGAUACUGUAUACCGGUGACAUUAGAGCUGAAGAAUGGUGGGUGCAAAGCCUCGUCAGAAACCCAGUCUUGAUACCAUAUACCAUGGGAGACAGUCGACUGGACAAUAUAUAUCUUGACACGACAUUUGCUACAAAGUCAGAUAUCCAUCAAGUCUUCCCUUCCAAAGCAGAAGGGAUACAAGAACUCUUGAGCAAGGUCAAGGAGUAUCCAAGUGAUACCCUAUUCUACCUACGCAGCUGGACAUUUGGCUACGAGGACGUUUGGUUGGCUCUAUCCACAGCCCUCAAUACAAAGAUCCAUGUCGACAGGUAUCAGCUUGGCCUGUAUAACUCACUAGCUGCCAGGCCAGGAAGCGGGUUUGGAGUUGACGACUCUUUGUAUCUUUGUGGUUUCCGACUCGGGAACUCCUCUGUGUCAGGAUGUCUGACAAACGAUCAAUCUGCUCGUAUCCAUAGCUGUGAACCGGGCGUCAUGUGCUCCAGGAUAUCCUCCGGAAAAUCGGUCUACAUCACUCCUAUCGUCACACGAACCAAAGAAGGUUAUGAAAUACCAGAAGUUGGUGCCGGCGGUGGCAAGGGAGACCUUGAGCAGAGCCAUGAGUUAGAGCUGCCCGAUGACACAAGCUUUCAGCGUCUAUUGGACCUAUGUAAGGAACAGAUAACGGAGCCCAAGACAAGGGACAUGGUUAUUUCGGCCCUCUCUAAAGCAUAUCAGGCUGGCGACAGAGUUAUAUCCCUGGACGAAUAUGGUCUUAGGGAUGAGGAAGAAAUCCCUCUGGCAAAGCUUGUCGGUAUCAUAGGACAAGGUCUGCAGCAAAGAAAAAAUGAGCCUCUUCCAAAUACUAUCAGAUUCCCAUACUCUCGCCACUCAUGUUACUCUGAGCUUUGCCAACUCAUCGAGGCCUUCAAACCCCUGGACAUCUAUCCGUGUACCGUUGACCCCGUUACCUGGAACGAGCGAGUUUCUAUGCAAUCCCUGUUCGGUCAUUUAUGUUCCGGGACAAGAUUUCAUCAUGACAGGAUGAUGCGAAGGGCAAUGCAAGAUGCAGGCGAUAGGCCAUCAAAGCGGCAGAGGCGCGCAAGCGAUAACCCGUCUGAAGCAGUAUCUACUCAACAAUCAAAUCCAGAAUUACAACACAACCUCGAAAAGCAAGGAGCGAACACCGUAACCUCUCAGAAACAGCAACCAGAGGAAAUAGGAUUUGCUUUACAGGGCGAUGAGGACUCUCUUGCGGACUACCCUACCUCAUUCCCCACGCAAUUAACCACUCAAUCAUCUGAAUCUCCUGCCACGAGGUUCAAAGCGAUAAAGCAGGCGAUGCUGGAGAACUUCCAGGACGACGAAAUUAGCUUUUUCUCACCUUCGUUUACGGACCCCCAUCCAGAGAUGGAGCCAGCUUCUCACCAACAGGCAGCCGAAGCAGGGGCCGAAAACGCAAAUACACAAUCACAAUCCACAAAUUCUCAGCAGGGGCUUCAAGUGGAGCAGGAAGAGCUUGACCUACGGCUUAGUCUCUGCGUAUCUCGGACAUUCACCACCGCCACCAAUGACGAUAACGAGGCUGAAAAUAAAGAUGAAGACGAUGAUGCCAACGAUGAAGUAGAGAGCGUCAUAUCUCUAUCCUCAUCCGCUUUUUAUUCCCAGCCACUCAUGGUGAAACCGGCUGAGCACGGCAAUGAUGAAGAAGCGGAUAUGGUAUUAGUUCCAUCGUCGGCUCCCGGGCCGGAGACGGACAUAGAUCCUGAACCCUGCAGGUCUGGACGGACAUCCGCCCGCAAAGACAUGCGUAUAGCUGCGUAUCGAGCUGCGAGGAAAGGGACGUAUGAAGCCUGGACGAAUACGUGUUCGUUGAUAAGUGUGUGGGAUAAUCAUACAUAUCCGGAAGUUGAGUUGUAA
Molecule: messenger RNA, 2169 nt
Organism: Microsporum canis CBS 113480
Lineage: Eukaryota; Fungi; Ascomycota; Eurotiomycetes; Onygenales; Arthrodermataceae
Exons: 6
Coding region: 1-2169 (722 amino acids)
Biological process (GO): protection from non-homologous end joining at telomere; interstrand cross-link repair; double-strand break repair via nonhomologous end joining
Molecular function (GO): damaged DNA binding; 5'-3' DNA exonuclease activity
Source: RefSeq, a predicted model, not a curated record